This is a messenger RNA of Fusarium venenatum, 789 nucleotides long. Lineage: Eukaryota; Fungi; Ascomycota; Sordariomycetes; Hypocreales; Nectriaceae. The record is from RefSeq and is a predicted model, not a curated record.
AUGUACGCAGUCUCCAGCUUCGAGCAAAUGCCAACCAAUGACCGUCCGGUCCUGCACGCUGAAGUACCAUACCGUACAAUACCGCCCGCAAUAGCAACCACAGGAAGAAGCUUCACGAUGGCUCCGUUGAACAUCACAUCUAACUUUGCAAGUAUUGCUCGCAAGUAUGGGGUCGAUGAAACCACCAUCGGAAACCACGAAUUAGUGGUCAAACAGUACAUUCAACCCCUUCAAGACUCCCCUCUUAGAGUGCUUGAGCUCGGGGUGGGCUGCCGUCGGACCCCCACAAUCAGAAAUUUAUACAGAGCAUGGCAAGAAUAUUUGCCCCAAACGAGCGAACAUUAUGCGAUUGAGAGCAAUUCGAUUUGCACAGAUUUGGUUGCACGUCCCCAGGGCCAUUUUGAUCCGGAAGCCUUCGACAACCUGGUCUAUAUAUGGGAGGCGAUGACUCCUGCUCGCGUUCUACCACCAGGCAGUUCUUAUCAUCAUGUCGAGGCAGACAAGUUGGAAGAAGAAUUCGAAAUUAUUAUCGAUAAUGGCUUCCAUGCAUUGGAGUAUCAGAUCCAGAAGCAGGUUGCGCCAGGUGGUAUCUAUGUGUUAAUGCCAACGACCCCACCGACUUCGAAGUAUUUGCACACUCUUCUCACCAAUCUGGUUUCGACUCUGCCAGAGCGAAGUAUCAGUUGUGAACUGAAAAGUAUCGAUUGUGGAGAGAGGCUUUGUAUCUUGACGAAGGACACAGUGGACGGGUUGUUCGAGUUUAGUUACUCUGAUUUGGUUUGGGAAUGA